This is a messenger RNA of Lonchura striata (white-rumped munia), 6075 nucleotides long. Lineage: Eukaryota; Metazoa; Chordata; Aves; Passeriformes; Estrildidae. The record is from RefSeq and is a predicted model, not a curated record.
GCAGGGAUAUGGAAAAAUUGCUUUUGAAAAUAGUGCAGAAACAGACUUGGAAAAUACUUUGGUACCAUAUGGUCACCCUCUGCCAUUCCAUAAUGAAGCCCUGCCCCUCACAGGGAGCAAUGCACAGGCUGUGCACACUCAGCAGUGAAUACUGAGAUCUCUUCCUUCCAGGAUGCAACAGCCUCUCACUUUUCUUCAGCACAGAGAGGAAAAGCAAAGCUUCUAGGAAGGAAAUAUAACAUCAUGCUUUCUUCUCAGAGGAAGAGCAAAAGCUAGAAUUAAUCUGAUAAUUUGGAUGUUUUUCACAUCCACAUGGUUGCACUGAAUUAGGUGGUUGUGUCAUUUCUGAUAGGGUUUAUGUUUCAGUUCCCUAAAGCUUGCACUUCUUAUGGAUGAAUUACUGUUGACCUGAGUUCAAUCCUUUCCAUAAAAUCACUUGGGUUGUAAAAGUAAUGCUCUGCCCUUCUUCAGAAACACUGGAAAAGCAUUCAGGCAGGAUAAUAAAAGAUUCAGCAGAGCUUGUAGAUGAAAAUUAGGAAGAUGAGGCACUUAUGAUCAACUAGGCUUCACAACUACCCACAGGGGCACCAGAGGCAGCAUCCCCAGAUGUGUAAAGUGUCUCUGAGCACACCUUUCACCCAUGGAAAAUGUCUUCUUGCUGCCACAGCCCUUAUACAAAACCCAGUGAACAACCAUUGCUCUGUUACCUCUGGCUCUGCAGCAAGCCUUUAUCCUUCCACUCUUCCAAAAUCUCAUUCCUUUGCAGUCACUGUGGGUACAGCUGAAAUUUUAUUUUGCCCAGCCAGCAAAAGACACCACGAAGCAGUCAAUAAGAAGAGGACAGAAUGUGUCUCCCAGGAGAACAGCAGGAUGCCACGUCCUGCCCAGCCAGGGAGCAGGGCUCCAGUCACAGGGAAAGGGGGUUGCAAAAAGGGUCCAAAACAUGGCUGGAGGGUAUUCACACUCAUACCAUUGUUAAAUACCCUCAUCCCACAUCACAUCCAUUCCCAAAAAUGAAUACUGAUUUCCUAAGCCCAGAAACUGGGUGACUAGAAGUCCAUUUGGUGCAGGCAGAGCUUACAAAAACUAUUUCUUAGACUUUAUCCUCCUUUGUCCAGACUGACAAAGCCACUUACUGUUGUGGCCACCCAUCUGAGCCAUGGCACACCCAGAGACAGCAGCACCCCUACAGGGAUCUCACUGCACCCCCUUCCUUCCCUGCUGGCAUACAACAACUGGAAAACAGCCAUGGUUUGCAAAAGACAUGUGAAUGAUACAGUAGAUUUUUGAGUUUCUGUUGGUCUCCAGUCCCAGCAUUCCCAGAUCUUAUAUGGUUUCUCACCACCCUUUGAGGGGGAAAAAAAUGCCCACAAUAAAUUUCCCCCAGCCCUUCAAUAUGAGACUUGUAACUUGCAUUGUAGGCAAGCCUUAAAAAGCAGGGAGAUGAAUGUUUUCUCUCCCACAGUUUAAAGAGGAGAAAAAGCCUUGAGUAAUUUAUUGAUUUGUAAGGUAUAUUUUGUGGAAGCUCAAGCAAGUCCAAAACUAGAAUAGGGAUCAGUGAGACUAUCGGUCCAACUAUAAUUCUACUGUUACCAUCUCAUUUCUAUCUCCUUUCCCUCUUCCAGCCUUGCAAAGGAAAAUAGCUUCAAAGUCCUAUACCUGUUACUUCUGAAGGCUCAUUCCCUUGUUUUCUUGUGAAGAACUGUAGAAAAGCCUUUCUGAGAAAACUUCAAACCAGACACCAAACAGAGACAGAAAAACUGCUCUUUCAAGCUCAGAAAGUUAAGGAAAAGGCUGUUGCAAAUCAAAAUCCUCAACUAAAGUUUCUCCAGUCAACAAAACAUCAGUCUAUCUUCUUCUUGAAAGAUUAUCUUACUUAACAAAUGAUCAGUUUAAACUUGAAAUUCACAUGCAGUAUAGAAUGGCUGAAGUCUGAAAGUACUGAAGGAAUCAUGGAGUUGGGUUUUUGGCAGUAUCCAGUGUUGCUAAGGCUGAUUGAAUUCCUACUACCAGUCCUACUCCCAAAGGCAGCUUUUCUAAGCUGAUUCCUGACACAGGAGAUGGUAACUGCUACGGGUAAAGAUCAUCUUUAAAAGGGAACAUGGAUUUAAUAAACUCAACUGAACAAAACAGUACAUCAGAAGAACCUUUCAAAUGGGCAACAUCCAAGAUUCUCAUUUCCAUUACCCUGUCUGUGCUUGCUCUAAUGACAACGGCCAUCAAUUCUCUCGUGAUGACUGCAAUAAUUGUGACAAGAAAGCUCCACCACCCCGCCAACUAUCUAAUCUGCUCUCUUGCAGUGACUGACUUCCUUGUGGCAGUCCUGGUUAUGCCCUUCAGCAUUGUCUACAUCGUAAAGGAGACCUGGAUCAUGGGGCAGGUGGUGUGUGACAUUUGGCUGAGCGUGGACAUCACAUGCUGCACUUGUUCCAUCUUGCACCUCUCUGCCAUUGCUUUGGACCGGUACAGAGCGAUCACAGAUGCUGUGGAAUAUGCCCGGAAAAGGACACCAAAGCACGCUGGCAUCAUGAUAGCAGUUGUUUGGAUCAUAUCCAUUUUUAUCUCCAUGCCACCUUUGUUUUGGAGGCACCAGACAACCAGCAGGGAGGAUGAAUGCAUCAUCAAACAUGACCACAUAGUUUUCACCAUUUACUCCACAUUUGGCGCCUUCUACAUCCCACUGGCCUUGAUCCUGAUCCUUUACUACAAGAUCUACAAAGCAGCAAAGACAUUUCACAGGAGAAGCGUCAGCCGGAUAGUGAGGGAGGAGGGGGUGAAUGGACAAGUCCUUUUGGACGCAGGUGAAAGAAGCACCAAAUCAGCUUCAAUGCCCAGCACAACAGAGAAAACCUCAGAUCCCCUGGUGAGCUCUGAUAAAAUCAACAUCACCCUACGAAGUCCCAGGUCUGAAUCCAAGCACGAGAAGUCCUGGAAAAAACAGAGAAUCUCCAGCACGAGAGAGCGAAAGGCAGCAACAACGCUGGGUUUGAUCUUGGGGGCAUUUGUGAUCUGCUGGCUCCCAUUUUUUGUAAAAGAAGUAGUUGUUAACACCUGUGAAACAUGUCACAUCUCAGAAGACAUGUCUAAUUUCCUAGCAUGGCUGGGAUAUAUAAACUCCCUUAUUAACCCUUUAAUCUACACAAUCUUUAAUGAAGAUUUCAAGAAAGCCUUCCAGAAGCUUGUACGGUGCGGGCAAUACCUUUAAGAGCUUUUGUUCAUAUGAGGAGAACACAGUCAUUAUUUUUUAACCUGUAUAAAUUUCUAUAACUGAGAUGGCAUUUGUUGUAUUUAAGGCAAAGCACCAGGACUCUGCAUUUACAUUAUAAUGACUUCUUUUGUAUAGGUAAUAUUUAGAGCAUUAAUUGCCCAAGUUUUAAAGAGAUGGAUCAUCUGGGAUUGGUUUUGCUCUAGAAAAAGGGGUAGCUGUGAUCCAGCUGGGAUUUGCACAGCUGCCUAGCUUGAAGCAUAAGGUAUUACCUUAAAAAUGAAGGAAAUAUGCAUUUGAAAUAGAGAAGGAAACAAAACUUUUUUUAAAAGUAACCCUCAGUCAUCAAUGAAAUGUUAAGUAAAACAACUUACACAUUUUAAACCCUACUGAUAUAAGAUAGAAAAUACAUCAUAGAAUGACAACAUGAUUUUAACAAUCGGGCACAGGCCUGCAGCAUAGAGCCAAGCCAUUCACAGUCAAGGGUAGUAGCUUUAAAUAUAUCUACAAUCAUCCUAAGCCAGUGAGCUGCAGCCCUGCCUUGUCCCAUAGGUGAACUUCCCUGUGUUACACAGCACUCCAGCAGCAGGCACAGGGCUUUCAUGAGUUACCAGUUUUAUAGCAAGCCAGUGUUGGGAGCCCUCUGCCAUGGCACACCCACAGCAGAUGUGAGCAUAAGCCCAAGGGAAACCGCCAACAAUCUGGGGCACCUCCAGUGAGCUGGGUGAACGGAGUGCCUGGUGCUCGGAGAUACCACUUCUGUGGGAAAGGGAAGGCUCUUAAAGAGCAGACGGUUCUCCUUGUGGAGAUAUUAGAAGGGAGAGAAGCAGGAAACAAAGAGGCACUCCUUUCUCCAUGUCCUCACACCUGGCCAGGCACAGAACCUGUGACCUGCAGCACCAAACCAGCCACAGCUCAUACCAGGGCUGACCACUUCUGACAGAGGGUGGCUUAGUGAGGUUUGAAGAACUGGAGCUUACAGCCCCAGCUCAGCAAGUUCAGCCCUCCAUCCUCAGAAGCCUGAUGGCCCUAAACCUUUUCUCAACUGCCCCAUGCACCAGGGCUGUGCUCCCUUUCCAAGCAAGUGAGAAAGCACAAAAGUGCUGGCAGUGUGGGUCUCUGGAAAAGGCUGUGCAGCACCUUCUGCAGCAGGGGAAGAGGGAUUGACCUCAGUACGCACUGCACACCUAGGCAGGGAAUCCUGUGGAGUACUCACUGAGAAGCUCACCUCUAAACCCCUCCUGUCCCCAGAGCACCCAUCCAUAUCCCCAUUCCCAGAAGAGUUAAAAAGGCAUUACAGGAACUCCAGCCCACCCUAACUUAUUUAGUCAAAGAUGUCCUCUAUGAACAAAUUCCUCCCAAGGCCUGAAAGAUGGCAGCUUGGCCAAUCCUGACUGAUACAUUCUAGAUGCCAAGCCAUUAAGUUGUUAAGAGCCACACCAAAGCCCAGGCUUUGCACUUUUCAGGACAAACAGAUUCAGGCUGUGUCACUAAGAGCCCAGAUUCAAAUUCUUUGUCAGACAUUCAGUGCUGCUUCACAGGAACAGAUACUUGAGGCUCCUUACAGGGAUUACAAACUCCACAGCAGCAACCUCCUGCAAAGGUUCUCCAGUUUGGCACCUGGGCCACCAGCCUAGGGACACCACAAAGGAACUGAGAAAGGACAGCACCAUGGUCACCUUUAGCUGGGGAAAGGUGUCACUGGCCCUUGCAAUUGUUCUUCCAAGAGACUUUCAGUGGUUUGUAUUAGACAAAAAAAGAAAAACACAGAAAAAAAGUCAACACUGUCAUUUGUCUCUCCCCCUCUCCCUCCUCUGUAUUACAAACUCUGGAGUUUGUAAUAAUUUUUGUAUUUUCCCCACUGGCUACCAGUUAACACAACAGCUGUCAAAAGGGUUUCCUGCAAGAUGACGAGGUUUAAAACUUGAGAUACUGGACUAAUUUGUUUCUGUUACUUGCAACUUACUGUAUUCUGCUUUCACAUCAAGGUCCAAAUGAAAUGCAAUUCAGAAUUAGCAGAAACAGUGCAUUUGCUUGGUUGUUGAUUUUAACACAGCCAGAAAUCUAAUGGAAAGCUCACUUGUCAUACCAUGGAGCUCAGCACAGCAGUGGCACAGCUAAAUUUUGAAGAUACUGGGAUGCGACAGAGCGGAAUUGGCUCAUGCUCAGUGCAAGCCAGCACACUUUAUUACCAUUGCAGUCAGAGCACAGCCUCUGCAGCCCCCAUGACCUCAGCACUGCCUGCAUUAUGCAGAGAGAAAAAAUUGCUCUCAGCAUCAGCUGUGCUCUGCUGUCUCCAGAAAGAGCCAUGAAUUUUAGCUUUCCAAAAGGAUUAGCAGAUUAGUAGGAGGCAGUACAGAAAACCCCACAAAAUCGUUCACUCUUGAAGACCUCUGUUUCCCACAUUUCCUGAGUCAUAAACCUGGGUGUCUUGGUGGAAUCCAUUCCUCUCCCCCCACCUCUCCCUUUAUGGCUGCUGGAGUACAGACUAUAUUGUUUAUCCUCUUACUUGUAAGACGUUUGACAAUAUCUUGUAAAAUCAAAUUGGAAGGAAAAAUAGGGGCUGCUUUUCAGGAGAAAAGAUACUUAAAAUACUCAUUUAAAUAAUAAUGAGUGAAGAUCAAAGAAGGAACCAUAUGUAGAUAAACAGAAAAUAGCUGUCAUUUAUGCACUGUUAACAGUAUUAUACUCUGAAACUAAUUAAGCUGCUAAACAUUUCUCAAGAUGCAGGGUGGUUUCUUUUGUAUCGUUUUCACCGAGCUGUAUCUGCUCACCCUUCAACACAGAGGUGGGAGAGGCAACUACAAGAAAUCUGAUCGAACAAGUGGGAAGUUAUUCCAUUAAAAGCACUUGCGGCUUGUGGACCAUCA